AUGGCUCUCUUACCCACUCUUCGAUCCUCCCUCCCCUCAUCAUCUACGAUCCUCUCACUCUCUCGACCUUUUUUUCCUCAAUCAUCCCAAUUCUCACAUCCUUAUGUCCAACUUCAAUAUCGAUCAAUCUCAUCGUCUUCAUCACGCAAUGCAGCGGCAAUGUCAAAAUCACGUUCUGUACAAGAUGUGGAAAAAGAAUUGGAAGAACAAAAACAGAUGAUGGCUAGAGCAAGUAGAACGAAUCCAGGUAUGGAUGUUGGUGUGCAGAAUUUACCUGUCUUUGAGUCAUAUAUCGAUCCUCAAAAACCAUUAUGGUAUUUCGUGGCUUUUUGGACAGAUAAAGCAUAUAGAGCAGAAAGAAGUGAGCGCGCUACAUUGACCCGACAAUCAUUGAACGAAAUACUUAAACGAGGUGCAUUACCUGGAUACGACAAAGGAUUCAAACGAAAUACAAUCGAUCCAGUAAGGAUGGCUUGGUUAUAUAUGAGACGUCAAAAAAUGAUUGAUAAAUCCAUAACUGUAUUCUCAAAUAUGUACGAAAAUUACAUGAAAAUACAAGCUGAAGGUACAAUAGGUCAAGCAACUUCAUUAGCAAAAGAUAAUGCACUUCAAGCAGCUUUAAAUGUGAUUCGAGGUAGAAAAGAUAAAAUGUCAUGGGAAUUAAUCAAAGAGAAUUCACCUCCUUAUUUAGUUUCAAGUAGAAUGACAGUCGUGGAUCCUCGAGACAUGAAAAUGGCCGCUCAGGUGGUAAUCAGAUUUGAUACCCAGCAGGCUCUGACAACCCAAAAGAAGAAUCAACAACCCGCAAGGCGAGAACAAAGGGUAGUUGAGAAUAUCAUCUUCGAAGUCAUGCCAGUUGAUAUCACCUGUAGUUGGAAAGUCAAAGGGAAAUUGAUAGAACAACAGGAACCUAAAAAGAAUUAA
Messenger RNA from Kwoniella shivajii, 924 nucleotides. RefSeq lists its product as uncharacterized. Bases 1 to 924 code for a protein of 307 amino acids. The transcript has 5 exons. Gene Ontology annotation, biological process: protein insertion into mitochondrial inner membrane from matrix. Lineage: Eukaryota; Fungi; Basidiomycota; Tremellomycetes; Tremellales; Cryptococcaceae. The record is from RefSeq and is a predicted model, not a curated record. Gene Ontology annotation, cellular component: mitochondrion; mitochondrial inner membrane.